AUGGUGAACAAAUCAGAGUUUAGGUUUAGGUUUGAGGGUGGAGCAGAGACUGAUGGUGAUGACUCGGUUCAGGCAAAGAGGUUGAAGAGGAGAUGGCCAACAGAAGACAACUAUAAGCAAGAACACAAGUCAUGGAUAGCCAUUAAUGACCCUUCCUCCUUCCCUUCUUUUGAACAACAAUUAGAGCGUAAUGACUCUCUUCCAUCCAGUGUCAUAAACAAUGAUCCAGCCAUAGUUAAGAAACUGAGCCACAAUGCAAGCGAACGCGAUCGCCGGAAGAAAUUAAACAAUCUGUUUUCUUCUCUUAGAUCAAUACUUCCUGGAAUUGAUCAAACGAGGAAAUUAAGUAUUCCAGCAACGGUUUCGCGUGUUCUUAAGUACAUACCAGAGCUUCAGAAACAAGUUGAAAGGCUUAAGCAAAGGAAGGGAGAGAUCUUAGCAAGUGUUUAUAACAGAGGAAAUAACAAACAGAGAAAUAGUAUUGUAAGGAAAUCACUUCCUACUGUAUCAGUGAGCCGGGUUGAUGAAAAAGAUAUUCUGAUUCAGAUUUGCACAUCUAAGAACACAAGAAGACCAUUCUCAGAGGUUUUAAUGAAUUUAGAAUAUGAAGGGCUUCAAGUAUUGGAUGUUUCAGUUUUUGGGUCUUCAGGGGAGGUGGUAUUUUUCAAUCUUCAUCUUCAGGUUAAUUUACUUCUUCUCUACUUGUGA
Messenger RNA from Telopea speciosissima, 708 nucleotides. RefSeq names its product transcription factor ORG2-like. Gene Ontology annotation, molecular function: protein dimerization activity; RNA polymerase II transcription regulatory region sequence-specific DNA binding; DNA-binding transcription factor activity, RNA polymerase II-specific. Gene Ontology annotation, biological process: regulation of transcription by RNA polymerase II. Lineage: Eukaryota; Viridiplantae; Streptophyta; Magnoliopsida; Proteales; Proteaceae. The record is from RefSeq and is a predicted model, not a curated record. The transcript has 3 exons. Bases 1 to 708 code for a protein of 235 amino acids. Gene Ontology annotation, cellular component: RNA polymerase II transcription regulator complex.